GGGAAAUAUGGCGGCGUAGACGACGACUGGUUGAGUAGCUAUACUUUAAUUGCUCCUAAAUUGAUGAACGAGCAAUGCAAAGUAGAAGGAAAACAACAAAGUGCAACGCAACUUGUGACCAUUUCACAUGUCGAAGGCGCCCUGAAAAAAGAGCCUGACAACAUCGUGGCAAACUCCAGAAGGACCGGGUCAGUGCUUUGGUUGGUGGUCCGGGUUUUGGAGCCCGGGAUAGAAGUACGAGAGACACGGAAGUUGGAGAAGUACUCGGGAACCAAGGGCUGGGUGUUUGCUGAGCACAAGCAUGUUUCAGGUCAUCACUUAGGAAUCAGUCAAGGUGAUAAUUACUUGGUCAGUGUUUUGUGGUAACUUUGGGGGUAUUUAAAGAGCUUCUAGCCAAAUAGCACGAGUGAGCAGUUGCCUGUAUGUACCCGAAAACUCGCGCUGUCGAAGUGCUAGCGAUAGCAUAAUCGAUAGCUCGGGGGUUCCAAUAAGUGAAAGCAUUAUAUUCAAUAACACCAUUGCGUUUUGAUAAAGACUACUUGGAAAACUUUAUGCAACAGUCAUAAUGCGAUUGCAACGCUUCGUUACUUUGUAUAGUGAAUCUUGGCUAUCGACAUAAUGUUUAUAUUUGGGCACCGAUUUGAUAGUAACCUAGCUUCUAUGCCAGGCAACUCAACAAUGCUAAUUUAUCACAAGUUAGUAAACUAGCCUAUGCUUCUUUAUUACUUGAUAUAACAAUAAAUAUGUUCAGUAUGCUAAUUAGUCAUACCCAAACUAUCUGAUCUGCAAACUAUCGGAUCUGCUAUGCAUAUUUUAUACCGUUAAAGAUAUACAUUUUCCUCGUUACGUUGACACGUUGUCUAAAUGCCAAAUAGUUGUUGUGGUGUUAACAAUUGAGGAACACAUCAUUGUUAUAGCUUUGCUAUAACUUCUACAAAGUUAGUUCUGCCCCUAAAAGCCGAAGAGGAAAUAACAUUGAGUUACAUCUACAUUGAGGUCCAAUACAUUUCUCUAUGCAUUCCCAUUAAAUUACAUUCUGUCAAAGAGCACAUAUCACACCCUUGAGAGUAGACACUAGUUGGGUGUUAUUUGGGAACUGACUAAGGAUUGGUUACACCAAUAUACAUAUGUUGUUAGUUUACAUCGAAGAACCAGGUUGCUUUAUGGAAGAUAGAAAGAAUUCUGGAAACUUUAACUUUGCCAUAAACUACAUUGCGACCACCCAGGGAUUCACCAGUCUUUUUGGUUCCUAGCUGAGCAGAUUUGCAGUAAGGUAUUUCUGACAGUAAAACCCUAACUAAAGUGCCUUUUUGCUCAGUCAUUAAAACUGAAAGCUUAUCAUCUUCAUAAAUGAAUGCCUUAUUACAAUGGUGGCAUCCACUACUAGAGAAUGCUGGUGGCAUCAUUUGAAUGUUGUGUAGAAAAAAGUUCUAUUAGCUAGUAGGACUUGACCUUGUAGGCCUUUGCCCUGCAAUACUUUGAACACAAGUGCCUGCACCAGGUGUUCUACUGAGCCUGUGUCAUUGGACAGUUUUGGCAACAUUCACAGCAGUCAGCCUGCAUAUGAACUUAAGAAUGGACCACUCUUGAAAAGCCAAUGCAUGAAGCAGGGGACAGGCUUUCACAGUGCUUUGGCUGCCGACUGAACAACCCCCUCAGUCAUCGCCGCCGCCGCCACCACCGCCCACAACACCUCAGAGAGACUCUUCACCAUCCCUGGCGGUGGGAUGCGAGGCUAGUCCACCUCACUCUCAAGUCUGCCUCCCUCCUCACCGGCCUCCUCCACCACCAGUUCCCAGACUGAAACGCCCGAGGCCUCGGACCGACUCGGUGGACUUACCCACGGAGGGGCUCCCUUCCCCUUCCUUCCUGGGGGGGUCUGCUGCUUCCCCUUUCCCUGCUGCCUGCCCCGGCUGCAGGCCUGGGCCCAGGGCCUUAUGGGGCAGCAGCCAGGGAAGCUAGUCGGGGACCAGAGGAGGACCAGUCUGCCGACGCUGCCCUUCAUCAAGGGUGGGAAGAAGGAUGGAGGCUCGUCGCGGCAUGGGGCACACACCUUAAACGUCUUUGUUGCACACGAACAGAGACCUGACUUUGAGCCCCAGGGUCUGUCGGAAGCAGCCCGUUGGAACUCCAAGGAGAACCUGCUAGCGGGACCCAGCGAAAAUGACCCCAACCUGUUUGUGGCACUGUACGACUUUGUAGCAAGUGGGGACAACACUCUUAGCAUAACUAAAGGAGAGAAGCUCCGUGUCCUGGGCUACAACCACAAUGGCGAGUGGUGUGAGGCCCAGACGAAGAAUGGCCAGGGAUGGGUGCCUAGCAACUACAUCACGCCGGUCAACAGCCUGGAGAAGCACAGCUGGUACCACGGGCCGGUGUCGCGCAACGCCGCCGAGUACCUGCUCAGCAGCGGCAUCAACGGCAGCUUCCUGGUGCGGGAGAGCGAGAGCAGCCCGGGUCAGCGGUCCAUCUCGCUACGCUACGAGGGACGCGUCUACCACUACCGCAUCAACACGGCCUCCGACGGCAAGCUGUACGUGUCGUCGGACAGCCGCUUCAACACGCUGGCGGAGCUGGUGCACCACCACUCCACGGUGGCCGACGGGCUCAUCACCACGCUGCACUACCCGGCGCCCAAGCGCAACAAGCCCACCGUCUACGGCGUGUCGCCCAACUACGACAAGUGGGAGAUGGAGCGCACCGACAUCACCAUGAAGCACAAGCUGGGCGGCGGUCAGUACGGAGAGGUCUAUGAGGGAGUCUGGAAAAAGUACAACCUCACCGUGGCCGUCAAGACCCUGAAGGAGGACACUAUGGAGGUGGAGGAGUUCCUCAAGGAGGCUGCUGUCAUGAAAGAAAUCAAACACCCAAACCUGGUGCAGCUUCUCGGUGUGUGCACGCGGGAGCCGCCCUUCUACAUAAUCACAGAGUUCAUGACGCACGGCAACCUGCUGGACUACCUGCGCGAGUGCAACCGCGAGGAGGUGAACGCCGUGGUGCUGCUCUACAUGGCCACGCAGAUCUCCUCCGCCAUGGAGUACCUGGAGAAGAAGAACUUCAUCCACAGGGACCUGGCUGCCCGUAACUGCUUGGUCGGGGAGAACCACUUGGUGAAGGUGGCCGACUUCGGCCUGAGUCGGCUGAUGACGGGAGACACGUACACAGCCCACGCCGGCGCCAAAUUCCCGAUCAAGUGGACCGCCCCAGAGAGCCUGGCCUACAACAAGUUCUCCAUUAAAUCCGACGUGUGGGCGUUUGGGGUUCUGCUGUGGGAGAUCGCCACAUAUGGGAUGUCCCCUUACCCAGGGAUUGACUUGUCCCAGGUGUACGAGCUGCUGGAGAAGGACUACCGCAUGGACCGGCCCGAGGGCUGCCCUGAGAAAGUCUACGAGCUCAUGAGAGCCUGCUGGAGAUGGAACCCUCAGGAGCGGCCAUCCUUCGCUGAGACCCACCAGGCGUUUGAGACCAUGUUCCAGGAGUCCAGCAUCUCCGACGAGGUGGAGAAGGAGCUGGGGAAGAAGGGGAAGAAGAUGACCCUGGGCCCCAUCCAGCAGGCUCCAGAGCUGCCCACUAAGACCAGGACGCUGCGCAGGAACGGCAAAGAUGGAGACAGCCCAGAUGCUGCGGAGCCCGAGGUGGCCGUGUCGCCCAUGCUGCCCAGGAAAGAGCGCCCCCAGCUGGACAGCAACCUGAACGAGGACGAGCGUCUGCUGCCCAAGGACAAGUCGCGCACCAACCUCUUCCCCAACCUCUUCCCCAGCCUCAUCAAGAAGAAUAAGAAGAAGACGGCGCCCGCCCCGCCCAAGCGCAGCAGCUCCUUCAACAACGGUCAGUCGCCCUUCAGUGACCACAGCCAUGGCAUCGAUAACGUCAAGUUCCUGGGCACGUCCAACAACAAUGGAGCGAGUGGCGGCAUCACCAAUGGCGCCCCUACCUACCCUGGCCCUCUCUUCCCCCACCACUCACGUAAGAAGGCCAUUCCCCCUGGCAGACUGGCCGGGACUCCGCCGGGCGAUGAGGAUGGUGUGUCCAACUCGACGCAUUUCCUCCGCUCGGCAUCAGCCUCUGGGUCAAGCGGAAGUCGGACCGAGUGGAGGUCGGUCACGCUCCCUCGCGACGUGCCGUCGCGCAAUUUCGACUCGGGCACAUUAGGCGGGGGCAAGCCCGCCCUGCCCCGCAAGCGGGCCAGCGAGCAGAAGUCCUCGGGCGACGCCUCGGCCGCGACCCCACGCAUGGGCGGCGCGCUGACGCCUCCCCCGCGUCUCCCCAAGAAGUUUGAGGAGCCUGCUGGUGACGACGCGGCAGAGGCCAGCCCGGCGUCCAGCUCGCAGACGCUCACACCCAAGCUGAGCCGGCGGCCGCAGACCCAGAACCAGUUGCCGUCGCCGUCGUCGUCGGACAAGACCAGCGCCCUGCAGGCCGAGCUGCUCAAGCCCAACGUCUUCUCGCCUCUGGGGGCGGCUGGCGACGAGUGUCGCGCCCGCCGCCACAAGCACCCGCUGGACCCCCCCGUGCAGAGGGAGCGGGUCAAGUUCCAGAAGCCCAAGCCGGCGCCGCCUCCUCCCCCGCCCUCAAGCGGCAAGGCGGGCAAGCUGUCAUCGCGGAGCCCCACUCACGAGCACCAUUCCUCCUCGUCCUCUUCUCCGUCGGACCCCAAAGCCAAAGGCGGCUCUGAGGCCAGCCCCGCCAGCUCCCCCUCCGAGCUCGGCAAGAGCUUCCUACCGCCAGACGGCUCCGCUAAGAAACUCCCCGGGCUGUCCAGCGCCUCCUCGAAAGUGCAGGCGUCCAAAACCUCCUCCUCAUCCUCCUCCUCCUCCUCCUCCGUGUCCCCAACGAGCGCGCCACUCGGCUUAGGCGGGAACUCCUUACCGGGCGAUUCGCCGCUAGCGGCGACGCCGUUCUCGGCGUCGAUUCGUCGCUCGCUGCGCAAGACGCGCCAGCCGGCCGACCGGCUCUCCAGCUCGGCCAUCACGCGCGAGAUGCUGCUGGAGAGCACUGAACUGUUGCGCGCCGCCAUCGGCCGCAACUCUGAGCAGACGGGCAGCCACAGUGCCGUGCUGGAGGCCGGCAAAAACCUGUCAAAGUACUGCGCCAGCUACGUGGAGUCCAUCCAGCAGAUGCGCAACAAGUUUGCCUUCCGCGAGGCCAUCAACAAGCUGGAGAGCAGCCUGCGCGAGCUCCAGAUCUGCCCGACGGCCAGCAACUCCGCCAACGCCGGGCAGCCGCCGGACUUCAGCAAGUUGCUCUCCUCCGUCAAGGAGAUCAGCGACAUCGUGCAGAGGUAGCGGAACGGAGCUUUGCAUAUGUGUACGUGUGUGUGUGUGUGACUGUGUGUGUGUGUGAGUGUGAGAGAGAGGGAAAGAGAUAGAGAUCUGGAAGGGGUUAGAGGACGGACUGGACCUCAUAGUGGAGGACUGACACUAAGGCCUGCAGCAGUGGUGACACAGUCGACACACCACUGAUGGUGCAAAAUAAAGGAAACUGUCAUCAGUGGUUCUGGUAGUGGUUGGACA
Molecule: messenger RNA, 5513 nt
Organism: Alosa alosa (allis shad)
Lineage: Eukaryota; Metazoa; Chordata; Actinopteri; Clupeiformes; Clupeidae
Gene: abl1
Product: c-abl oncogene 1, non-receptor tyrosine kinase
Exons: 11
Coding region: 1938-5285 (1115 amino acids)
Biological process (GO): regulation of apoptotic process; protein phosphorylation
Molecular function (GO): ATP binding; non-membrane spanning protein tyrosine kinase activity; protein binding
Source: RefSeq, a predicted model, not a curated record